CAGCUUGUUUAACUUCCGCUUCAUUUUAUAUUGCUCGUUUAACGUAAAUGAACUGUUUUUCGAUCUACACCAGGAGUGUUUAAAGUGAAAUGUACGUAAGGGUUCUCCUUAUAUUUGUGGCAGUGGCCUAUGUUGAUGUUAGUGCUCGUAUCAUGUGUAACUUCCAUUCGCAAAGUUGGAUUUAUGCUAUGACACAAUGCCUACAACUAAGGGGCACACUAGUAGGUAAAAGCACAGAAUUGUCGCUGACGGGACUACAUUUGAAUGGAUCGUUUUGGACUGCCGACUAUGCUUCAUGGACUGAAACUGCCAUACGUUUAUCAGGUUCUCCGAUCGAGUGUGAAUACCGAACUAAAGGCUUAAUCAUUCAGAUCAGCCAGAUAAAGUCAGGAAAUUGUGACGAAAUGAAGCAUUACAUUUGUCGCGACCACAACAUGACACAGCCGAGUGUAAAGACUGGAACCUGGAAAGAAGCGUCCAAAUGUAACGAAACAUACUCAGCAGCAGAAGUAGUAGAAAUGACUGUUGGUGACUACUGGCUUAGAACCGCAUAUCAGAAUUACGUGUUUACAGGUUACAGUAACAGAACCAUUGACCGAUGUGGGACGUUGUACGUUAGUGGAACAUUUCAGUUUGUCAGUACCUGUUUCACUUCGCUGUAUUCUUUUUGUGAAGUUGAGAACUACAGCGGAGACUAUCUUUCAGAGUGUGGAUCAACUAUUAUAACAAAGCAGCCUUCUUCAAAUAACCCACAAACGUUUGUUUCACACAAAACAGAAACAUUAACAACAACGACCAUGUCAAUCAACGGGGAUACAUCGACAGAAUCUAUAUAUCGUAACGAAAGUUCCAGUUCAUUAGAUUUCAAAACAAGAACAACGGUGCAACGAACAACAGAAACAUUUACAGCAACAAUAACAUCAAUCACCGAAAAUACAUCGACAGAUUCAAUAGUUCGAAGUCAAGCUUCAAGUUCAUCAGUGCAAAACAACACAGAAACAAGUACAGCUACAAUAAUGUCAAUCAACGGGAAUACAUCGACAGAAUCUGUAGUUCAUAACCAUGAUUCCAGUUCAUCAGGUUCCGCUCUUUGCAUUGGUUUAGGUGUUAGCAUGAGCAUUGUAGUCAUCGUUUUAAUUACCACCGUCGGCGUUCAUAUUUAUAAAAGAAGAUAUAGGAGAAAACCCGACAAUUCGCAAGUGUCCGUUCACAUGAACGCAUUGUAUGACGUAAGUUGCCAAAAUAAGACGCCUAGAAAACAUGAGCACAAAAAUGAAAGUUAUGAGUACGCAGUUCCAAAUCAGCUGCGGAAAAACGCCGUAAACCGGCGUGCAGUAAAGGGUUUUGAAAAUGAAUUUGCUGACCUUAAUGCUUAUAGUAAAGCAAUACCAAGGACACAAAGGAACGUGAAUACGAUAGAUUUGCAGUCAAGAAAAGCAACUAACACCGGCUUUCCUAGUGAUUCCACGGUAACAAAAGCUGAAAACGCGGCUGUAAUGAGUGACGAGUAUGAUGAUGUUAAUUCCUUUGAUGCACCAGAUCCAAUCAACAUGAACGUUUACAGUCAUCUUGGACGCCAUGAUAACGAUGACGCAUACGACGUCGCUUCGUAUACGCAAACACAUCAGUCGCAAGAAGGAAUGAAUGAUUACGAUAGACUGGAUAAACAUUCUUAACAUAAAAAAGAACACCGAGACCUGCUUAAUUAAAAUAGCAGUCAUUUUUGUUUUUGGUAAUGUGUUUAUGAGAGAAGAUAAUUUAAGCUUGAACAAAACCUUGAGUGUGUAAGUGUGUCAUUUGAAUCAACGCAUAUAUGGAAUAUUGUUUAUCAAUACUUUGCUUUUGCUUGGAAUUCUUAAGGACUGUUUCGAGUGGCGAAACCGGGAAAACCCCCAAAUAAUUGUGAUUUUACUAUUGAAUAUAAGGAAGUGAAAGUCCA
This is a messenger RNA of Dreissena polymorpha, 1939 nucleotides long. RefSeq lists its product as uncharacterized. NCBI's taxonomy places the organism in Eukaryota, Metazoa, Mollusca, Bivalvia, Myida, Dreissenidae. The transcript is spliced from 11 exons. The record is from RefSeq and is a predicted model, not a curated record. Bases 90 to 1676 code for a protein of 528 amino acids.